AAAAGGGCGACCAAAUUGAGCUGUGUGGAAUUGGUUGGCUGGGGGUCGUUUUGUGCGAUGUCGGUGUCAUUGGCAAAUAUUGGCGAGCAGCAGCGACUUUUUGAUGAGUGUUUUUAUAAUAAUGAGGUAGUGAAGGCCGAAUUAGUUGAUAAUGAUCGUUGGUUUAUUAUUAGCUGGGACUGGUUUAAUAAAUGGAGAACAUUUAUUCGCCGGUCUCAUCCUGAAAACGGGUCGGCGUCUGGUACAGAAGGGAAAGGCGAUGCACCGGGUCCAAUUGAUAUGUCUUCGAUUAUGUGUGAUGGUGAUUUAAAACCCAAUCUUAUUUUGAAUGCUGAUGUGAUAAUGAUCCCAGAAGCUUUGUUAGACAAACUUAUUCUGUGGUACGGGCUUGUUGGUGAUAAAUCUGGUAUUCCUUCUCGCAAAGUUUACCUUACUGCUGCUAAAGAACUCUCUCUGGACUUGUACCCACCAAAACUUAUUUUAACUCCGAAGUCAAGUGGAUUAAGAAAAAUUGUAGCAGUGUUCAAUUCUAAAGAUAGCAUUGGUAACGUGAAGGAAGAGAUAAGAAAAGAAAAUAAGCUGCAUCGAGAACAGAUUAUCACUCUCUAUGACGCACAAAAUAAGGAUAAGCUACCGGAUAAUGUUGAUGCUACUUUAACGGAAUGUAGUCUUGACGGCACGAAGGAGCUGUAUUACGAAGUAGGACCAUCAAGGGGUUUGGCAAAUGGAGAUGGACCUUCGGGAUUGUUAACUUAUUCAGAAAGCCGGACUUCGUCUCUUCCUGUUGGCGUUUGUGGCUUGGGUAACCUUGGCAAUACAUGUUUUAUGAACAGCGCAAUUCAAUGCAUCUCGAAUGUUGCUCCCCUCCGAGAUUACUUCCUCACUGAUCGGUUUAAGGAGGACAUAAACGCCGAAAACAAACUUGGUUCUGGGGGUGAGAUUGCCGAAGCGUUUGCAGAACUCAUCCAUCAGAUGUGGGAUGAAAACAAUCGAGGUCGCUCUUGUGUGCCACGUUCGUUAAAAUUUUACAUUUCAAAAACAGCUCCCCAGUUUGCUGGAUACCAGCAGCACGAUGCUCAAGAGCUGAUGAACUUCCUUUUGGAUUUCCUCAAUGAGGAUUUGAACAAAGUUAAGCAGAAACCCUACAUCGAAGUAAGAGAUGCUGAUGGUCGUCCAGAUGAGGUGGUGGCCGCGGAGUCUUGGUCGAACUUCAAAAAGCGUAAUGACUCCAUCGUUGUGGAUCUUUUCUACGGUCUGCUCAAGUCCACAGUAAUCUGCCCUGAAUGUAACUACGUUUCCGUAACUUUCGAUCCCUUCGGUUCCCUAAGUCUUCCCUUGCCCAACCAUAGUGUAGACGUGUUUGUCUGGCCCUUUACCAGGCACACGUUAUACGUUCCGCCCGGUUGCCGUAUAACAGACAUCCUCACUUCCCUCAAACGAGUGCGUUGUCUGCCAGCCGGGCAUGAGUAUGUAGUUGCGAGGUUUAUCAACAACAACAACUUGGAGGUGAUUCCCCGCACAUCGAACGAAAAUCUGUACAAACACCAGCUUCACGUAUUUGACCUAGUUAAGGGCUCUGUCGUCCCGGUUGUCUUGCAAGUAAAUGGGAGAGUGGAGCAUCGCCCAUUUCUGAUCAGUCUUGAGAAUUACCAACCGCGGGCAUCGAAGCAGGACGUCAUUCGCGGGGUCAGAUCACAGCUCUCGGCAAUAUCCGCGGAGUGCGAGAAACAGUUUGAAGACUUCGCCAAUAGUGGACAAUUGAAAUUUAUCCCUGAUGGCGAAAUUUUUGAAAUCGACCCCGAGAAGCCCAUCCUUAUUGAAAUGCCCCAACAUUUGAAGUGGAAUUUCCACGAGGACACCGAGAAACAUCACGUGCGGCUAGCCGACUGCCUUGACCUUUUCCUCGCAACCGAGCAACUCAGUGAUCGGGAUCCGUGGUAUUGCACAAAGUGCAAAGAACACCGUCAAGCCUUCAAAAAAUUCGACAUAUGGUCGCUACCCCGUGUCCUUGUAAUUCACCUGAAACGCUACCGCAACGGCCUCCGGUUGCAUAAAAACGAAACUUUUGUCUCCUGUCCAGAAACGGGUCUAGAAGUCACCUGCGCCAAAGGUAAAUUUGUCUACGACCUGGUUGCGGUGAGCAACCAUAUGGGUGGAGUUGGUGGCGGUCACUACACGGCGUACGCCAAAAACGGGGAUGCAUGGUACAACUUCGAUGAUAGCUUUGUCAGCAAAGUCAACGGGCCUGUUGUGGUAGGUAGUUUGUUCCUCGCCCUCCUAAAUUCUUUCGCUUUCCAACUGCUGUCAUUCUAG
This is a messenger RNA of Mesocestoides corti, 2313 nucleotides long. NCBI's taxonomy places the organism in Eukaryota, Metazoa, Platyhelminthes, Cestoda, Cyclophyllidea, Mesocestoididae. The record is from the annotation of a GenBank genome assembly.